AUGCAUCAGUUUGCCAAGAGAUUAAAGUGGUACUUGAGCUUUGCCACAGGGAUAUUAGAGUGCCUCGGCUUCACGGGGGUGAUAUAUGGUUGGGUCUCACUCGUCUUCGUGCUGAAGAAGGAGAAAUAUUUCCUCGAACUCUGUGCUGCACUGAACAACUCCAACUCCAGCAUAGCCGGAGCAAGGAAUGGCACAUUUGGCUGUGAUCUGCAGGACGAACAUUUAUCCCUCGUCUUCACCAUUGCCUCUUUCGCAUUCAACUUCCUAGCCUUCCCCAGUGGUGCCCUGUUUGACUACUUUGGCACCAUGGCCACCCGCAUCUUGGCCAUAUGUAUCUAUACCACUGCCACUCUCAUGAUGGCCUUUUCCACUGCUGCUUCCUCAACGCUUUUGUUUCCUGCACUCUUUCUUAUGGCCAUUGGAGGAAUCCUUCUCUUCAUUACAAACAUCCAGGUUGGAAACUUAUUUGGAAACAACCGUUCCACAAUUAUCACCGUAUACAAUGGAGCUCUCGAUUCUUCAUCAGCCGUUUACCAGCUUGUUAAGGUUUUGUACGAGGUUCGAUUCUCAAUGAAGUCCAUGUUCCUGUUCAUCACCUCACUCAGCUCCAUCCACCUCCUGCGGACCUUCUUCCUGCUUCCCCGGACACAUAUUCCUUAUCCCCUCCCGGAGGGGUACAACUAUGGCAUCACUUGUGAGACGUUCAGAUCGGGUUCAUUAUCCGUUCAGGAGGUCACAGAAGUUCAGAGGAGGCCAGACCUUGGAGGCAAUGGGACGGUGGAAGAGGAGAACGAGACAGAGGAAGAACCGGAAGGGGACAGAGGGGAGAGGCAGGGAGGGAUGGAAGUAAGCAUGGAAGACAGCAUACAAGAGGGAGAAGCAGACAGGGGCGAAAUACAGGAGCAGGUGGACGGCACUGAUGCUAUGAAUCCACAGCCUAUUGAACCACAAGCUAGAGACAUAACAGGGCACGAGGAACAGAUUCCCUCCUUCAGAAGCUGCAUCUUCACCAAAAUCUUCCUCACCCACCUGUUUUGGCUCUCUGUCAUGUCUCUCCUCCACAAUCUGUAUAUCGGCACACUGAACCCCAUGCUUGCACAGCUGGCUGAUGGUGACUCUUUAAAAGUUAGUCGGUUUACAAAUGCCUUCGCCUUCACACAGUUGUGUGGCCUCUUAUUUUCUCCAUUUAAUGGGCUGAUCAUGGACAGGAACAAAAGGAAAGCAAAUUCACCAGUCGCUCUCUCAGGUUCUGCCAGUUCCAUUAGACUGGCUGACAUGAAAUCUGCGGUGUUGUCUCUGGCCAUUACGGUCACACAGUGUCUUCUCUUCGCGAUAUUCGCCACUAUCCCUACACUGGACGUUCAGUAUCUGACCUUCGUCCUGCAAGUGAUCAAUCGAGCAUUCCUGUUCGGUGGAAAUGCCUCAUUCAUCACCAUCACCUUCCCUCCCUGCCACUUCGGGAAAAUCUUUGGCCUAGGACUGGCUGUCUCGGCAGUUGUCUCUCUGCUGGAGUACCCCUUGUUUGCUCUGGUUGAGGGACCUUUACAACACAACCCACUGUAUCUGAACAUCGGAUUAAUCAUCCUGGUAACACUGACCUACGUCCAUCCUAUCAAUGUCUACCUUUACUGCCGACGGGAAAGCAGGAGAGAGAAGCAGUGAAACCCAACCAAGACGAAGUCCAGGUUUUGGGGGUAGCAGGGCGACGACCGACGACACAUAGUUUUCUUGAUCUUGUUUGUUGUGGGAGAUUACACAGUUAGGGAAUGUGAUGGAUAUGUUGCUGGUCAGAUU
Messenger RNA from Carcharodon carcharias (great white shark), 1794 nucleotides. Its product is annotated as solute carrier family 43 member 3-like. Gene Ontology annotation, biological process: transmembrane transport. Gene Ontology annotation, molecular function: transmembrane transporter activity. The coding region runs from base 1 to 1662 and encodes 553 amino acids. The record is from RefSeq and is a predicted model, not a curated record. The transcript is spliced from 12 exons. Lineage: Eukaryota; Metazoa; Chordata; Chondrichthyes; Lamniformes; Lamnidae.